CAAUUUAGUUCUCCAUUUAUUAUUUACCUCUCCGAACAGUAUACACAUACACACAUAACAGGGAUGCCUAGACUUGUGGUCGAAUACGCCAAGUCUGGAAGAUCCACUUGCUCCGCAUCUGGAUGUGGUUUGAAGAUCGCGAAGCAUGAAAUUCGCAUCGGAAGUGUGAGUAACAAUCCAUUCGAUGAAAACGCCGGUGAAAUCAUUAAAUGGCGACAUCUCUGCUGCUUUUCGGAUGUGCAAUUAAAAAACGCAGAGCAGUCAGGUGCUAUUGAGCAGAUUGAGGGUUUUGAAAGCCUCUCUAGCGCUGACAAGGAUCUGAUUGUCAAGUUUCAAAAGGGCGAAUUGAAAGGUAAAACCGAACUUAUCGGUCGUUUGGGUGACGUUGCGAACUCACCCCUUGCUGAAGCACUUGGAGCAGGAAAACGCGCUGCUCGAAAGAGGGCUUCCGAAAAAACACCCAAGGGUUCGACAUCUCCCAAAAAAGCACCAAAAAAGGAGUCGAAGGAAAAAGAAACACCUCAAAAAAGGGAGGCUUCUGUUGAUUCUGAUGCGACCGAAUAGAGGUAACCUUUAGGGCAUGUUUGCCCGUGAACACGCACGGCAACAUGCCUUAUUAAUCCUAAUUUUCUUUUGCAAAGGGAUCAUUUGCAGGGAAGUUGAAAAAGGUGUUCUAGGACUAAAAAAAUUAUGCGAUAAAAAGGCAGCGAUCAGCGUUGUUGGAA
Molecule: messenger RNA, 725 nt
Organism: Phytomonas sp. EM1
Lineage: Eukaryota; Euglenozoa; Kinetoplastea; Trypanosomatida; Trypanosomatidae
Source: the annotation of a GenBank genome assembly